CACUCUUGUUUCACAGACACAUAUUCUCUCUCUCUAUCCCACAAAACCCACCACCCAAAAUUUCUUAAUAUAAAAUAAUAAAAAAUAAAAAAAACUAACUGCACACCACACGACACAUUACCUUUCCGCAUUCCCUUUUUCUUCUCUUUUAUUCACUCAUCUCAUCUCUUCUCAACACACAAACACAAACACAAACUCAAAUGGCUCUGAUGCUUGAUAAUUGUGAAGGCGUUUUGUUGUCCUUAGACUCCCACAAAGCAAUCCCAGCUCCAUUUCUCACUAAAACUUACCAACUUGUUGAUGAUCCUUCCACUGACCAUAUUGUCUCAUGGGGUGAAGAUGACACUACCUUCGUCGUUUGGCGUCCUCCUGAAUUCGCCAGAGAUCUCCUCCCUAACUAUUUCAAACACAACAAUUUCUCUAGCUUCGUCCGCCAGCUCAACACUUAUGGUUUUAGAAAAAUUGUACCCGACAGAUGGGAAUUUGCCAAUGAGUUCUUUAGAAAGGGGGAGAAGCAUUUGCUGUGUGAGAUCCAUAGACGCAAAACCGCUCAACCACAAGUUACCGUUAACCAACACCAUCAAUCUCAUUCUCCACUUGGUAUCAACAAUCCCGGAUUUUACCAUUUUCCCGGCCGAGUUAGUAUCUCCCCUUCCGAUUCCGACGACCAAAACAAUUGGUGUGACUCACCGUCGCUCUCUUCUCCUGCUCCCCAUAACAACAACAACAACUCCGUCACGGCUUUGUCGGAGGACAACGAACGUCUCCGCCGCAGUAACAAUAUGCUGAUGUCGGAAUUAGCCCAUAUGAAAAAACUCUACAACGACAUCAUUUAUUUCGUUCAAAACCACGUGAAGCCUGUUGCUCCCAGUAAUUCAUAUCAAUAUUCAACCACGUCCUUACUUUCGGACAGGUUUCCGGUAGUGCAACAACGGCCACCAAACCACCACCACCACCACUACCAUCAACAAAGUCAGAUCCAUUUGGUGACCGGAACUACUCCGACUAAUAAUAAUAAUAAUCAUAAUAAUAAUAAUAAUAUUAUUAUUAACAAUAACAGUGGAACGAAGAGCUUCGUGACGAUUCUAGAAGAACAACCGACGAAAACGAAGCUUUUUGGAGUGGCGAUUCAAUCGAAGAAACGGUUACAUCCAGAGUAUGGGAGUAACAACAUUGGCAAAGAGAACAACAACAACAAAGCUCGAUUGGUUUUGGAAAAUGACGAUCUAGGCCUCAAUCUCAUGCCUCCUUCCACUUGUUAGUUCCAAUUUUCCUUUUUCUUUUCUUUUUUUUUUUUUUUUUUUUGAGAAUUUUUGUUACAAAUCCCAGAGUGGGAUCCUUUUCCAGUGCUGCAUUAUUCAUCAUAAUUGAAUUAGAAAAAUGUGUGCGUGCGUAUAUUGUUGUUUGUGAUAGCACUGUAAGUUUCUAUGUAUAUAACCCUCGAAUCUGCUCUUUCAAAUUAA
Messenger RNA from Benincasa hispida (wax gourd), 1463 nucleotides. It is a transcript of the gene HSFB4, whose product is annotated as heat shock transcription factor B4. Gene Ontology annotation, molecular function: DNA-binding transcription factor activity; RNA polymerase II cis-regulatory region sequence-specific DNA binding. Lineage: Eukaryota; Viridiplantae; Streptophyta; Magnoliopsida; Cucurbitales; Cucurbitaceae. The record is from RefSeq and is a predicted model, not a curated record. Gene Ontology annotation, biological process: regulation of transcription by RNA polymerase II. Gene Ontology annotation, cellular component: nucleus.